CCACCACUCCAGAUUGUUUACAGUUCCCAAAGCCAUAACUUUGCGUAUUCAUCUUUCUCCCAACCCCACUACUUUAACAUUUCCGUUGACUGAACACAAAUCAAAUCCCCAACUCCAACCUACACAUCCAAAUCCCCCACGCGCCGCUUUCCAUUCCUGCUACUAGGCUUUCCUUCGAAUUUGAGGCUUUUUUUGUUGUGAGACUAGGGUUAGGCUGGUGAUAUACAGCUGACGCUUCUUCCUCCUUUCUCUUUGUUUAAUUGUUGAUCAAUUUCUGUAGUUGAGGAUAUGACUUGCUUCAUGUUCUCUCGAUCUGUUGAUUAAUUGUAUCAGUGUUGUUGUGCCCCUGGAGGUUUUUUUGUUGGUUCGUUUGCUUAAUUUAAUGUUAUUAUGUUUGUGAUAAUUGAUUUUUGAGACUGGAAAUUAUGAAGAGGUUGAGGUCCAGUGAUGAUCUGAAAGAUUGGGGGAGAAGAGAAGAUGAGGCUGCUCCCCAGCGUUCAUCUUCUUCUUUGCUCAGGACCUCUUACUACAGAUCAUCUGAGAGUGGGAGGAAGGUCUUAUCCUCAUCAACAGCCAGGUAUGAUCGGUUAGAAGAUGAGAGGGAGAGUUCAAAGUUUAUUAGGAAGAGGCCGGAUUAUGAUUUGGAGAGUUAUGAGAGGAGAAAGAGUUAUGAUCGCCAUAAAGACGGGAAUGGGAACGAUAAAGGGAUAUUGAGCUCAUCGCCGAGGGCUGGUUAUGGGAUGGAUCAGAUGUACCGUUCUCAGAGCUUUUCUGCGCCUAGGAGAGACUUUCCCAAGGGGUUUAGGUCGGAGAGGGAUAGGCCUAAAAGGGAGGGUAUUGGUGCAUCGUGGAGGAGAUUCGGUAGUGGGAAAGAUGUUGAUGACGGGGCCAGGAGUGGCAGUGAGGCGAGUAGAGGAACUAGAGUGGAAUCAAAGGAAGUUGGGAAGGCAAAGUCUCCCCAGGGAUUCAGAGAUGCAAAAUCUCCUGCCUGGUCCAAGGAUUCUGGAAGUGAGCGAUCAAAGAGUGUUGAAUGCAAGAAGUCAGAAGAAAUGCAAGUAGAGAGUGGUGGUCCCAGCAGUGAACGAGAAGAAGGAGAACUGGAACCUGAUCCUCAACCUGAUGUGCCUCUUGCGAAGCCAGUUAUCGAAGAUGAAGCUGCUGAUAAACAGACUUCACCUAUGAAGCAGCUCCAUAAUGAACCCCAGGCUGAAAACGAAAUUUCACUGGAAAAGGCAAGUUUCUCAUCAGUAGAAAAUGGGAACAUGACUAAAAUGGACAGCUGUAACGAGCAAGCUGUAGACAGACAAUCUAAGGAGGCUGAAGAUGUUGUUAGCCAAAAUGCCGACUUGCCUGCUUGUCGGGAUACGUCAAUCCAAGGGGUGGGGGAAAAUAGAGAUGAUGAUGAUGACGAUGAUGAUGCAAAAGAAGAAAAUCGAGGUGGUGACCAUGCAAGGGAUGAUGGAACUGAAGGCUGCUUGGAGGAGGUUGCAGAUAGCAGAUGUGAUGAGAAACUAUCUUUACAGGAGCAACAGAAAGACAGGAUUGUUAACAAUCAAGUCAAUGCAGAUGAUGUGGAAGUGGCAGGAAGUGUCCAGGCAACGGGCAAAAGUGAGUUGCCUACUACAGAGAAAACAGCCCCAAGUAUGAAAGACAAGGGCAAAAGUGUUACUUUAUUGCCCUCUGAUGGUGUUCUCCUCACAGAGAAUUUGGAGGUUGAUAACAAAGCAAGGGAUGAUGGAACUGAAGGCUGCUUGGAGGAGGUUGCAGAUAGCAGAUGUGAUGAGAAACUAUCUUUACAGGAGCAACAGGAAGACAGGAUUGUUAACAAUCAAGUCAAUGCAGAUGAUGUGGAAGUGGCAGGAAGUGUCCAGGCAACGGGCAAAAGUGAGUUGCCUACUACAGAGAAAACAGCCCCAAGUAUGAAAGACAAGGGCAAAAGUGUUGCUUUAUUGCCCUCUGAUGGUGUUCUCCUCACAGAGAAUUUGGAGGUUGAUAACAAACCAAGAGACCUCAUAGAAAGUAGAGACGUUGAAAUGGAAGGCCCAAGUACCAGGGGAUUCCAGUUUUUCUCAACUGAUCCAAUUAAAAAGCCAGAGAAAGUGGAGCAAUCAACACAUAGUAAGCCUAAUGAUGAUAAAUUGGCUCUUGACCUUUCUCUUAGCUUGCCAAAUGUAUUAUUGCCAAUUGGUUCUCAGAGACAAGCUCCAGGUUCUCCUAGUCAUACAAGGAGUGUUCAAUCAUUUGCUAGCUCGUUUCGGACAAAUUCUGAUGGAUUUACAGCUUCAAUGUCGUUUUCUGGGUCCCAGCAGUUCACUCACAACCCUAGCUGUUCUCUGACUCAUAAUGCACUUGAUUAUGAGAAAUCUGUUGGUAGCAAGCCACUAUUUCAGGGGGUGGAUUGGAAAGCUUUAUCUUUGGAAGAGGCUAAGAAUAAGGAGGGUUCUGCUUAUCAAGGAAUGCCAUCAAGAGAAAAUGUCUUGCAUCAGCAGUCUCAAGUAUCCCAAGGCAACUCCAGUGGACAAGCUGCCCAGCAAAAUAUGAGAAUUACUGGAGGAAGCUCCAAGAUGCCGAUUGGUCUUGAAAGGCAAUUUAGUAGUAAACAGUUGUCUGGAGCUCAAGGUUUUGGCACUUAUGAUCAUGGACCAGAAUAUUUGAAAGACAAUAGGCAAUCUAGGACUGAGAAAGAUUCUGGUAGUUUAGAAAUGAACAAUGGCAGAGAUAGUAAAGAUCAAGAGUUGGGAGUUGGGACUGACCUUGCCGAGUCUAUAGUCACCAUGAUUGUCUCUGAACCAAUACAUACAAUGGCUCGGAGGUUUAAUGACAUGAAUGUGAAGCACAUUCCAUCUAUUAAAGAGUUUGCCCGUGAUAUAAUCUCAAACCCAGUUAAGCAGUGGCAGUUGAGUGCUUUGCAGAAGGCAUUACAGAAGAGGUCAGACAUUACUCUGGAUAUGCUACUAAAUGCAAAUCGUACCCAGUUGGAGAUAUUGGUGGCUUUGAAAACAGGGCUUCGUGAAUUUGUUCUACCGAAAUAUGAUAUCGCAACCUCAGAUUUAGCAGAAAUAUUUCUCAAUAUGCGAUGUAGAAACCUCAAUUGUCGCAGUCUUCUUCCUGUGGAUGAAUGUGACUGCAAAAUAUGUUCGCAGCGGAGUGACUUUUGCAGGGAUUGCAUGUGUCUUGUGUGUUCGAAGUUUGACAUGGCAUCUAACACCUGUAGUUGGGUUGGUUGUGAUGUAUGCUUACAUUGGUGCCAUGCAGAUUGUGGGUUACGAGAAUCUCAUAUCAGAAAUGGUCGUAGUGCAUCCGGUGCUCAAGGCACCACGGAAAUGCAGUUCUACUGUGUUGCCUGUGAUCAUCCCUCUGAGAUGUUUGGUUUUGUAAAGGAAGUUUUUCAGAACUUCAUCAAAGAGUGGACAGCAGAAAAUCUUUCUAGAGAACUUGAAUAUGUGAAAAGAAUAUUUUACGCCAGUGAGGAUGUUAGAGGGAAACAGCUCCAUGAAAUUGCUGUGCGGAUGCUGUCUAGAUUGGCUAACAGAUCAGAUUUUCAGGAUGUGCAGAGUCAUAUAAUAAACUUUUUCACUGAAUCCAAUUUGGAAAGGCCUGGCAGCAUUAUUGCAUCCAGGAAAGAGUUGCCAACAAGAAAACAAGAAGGCAGUAACGGCAUUGCUGGCUCCAGCCAAGGAACUGGGUGGAUGAAGCCUGUUUAUUCAGAAAAGGCUCCUCUCUUGGGAGAUCCGGUCAAUUUAAUCCAUGACUACGACACCAAUAAGAAUGAUAAAUACACGGUGAACAUGGAUAUCCAAAAAAAUUCCCAAAAAGAGCCUAUAUUUGAUGAACUGGAGAGCAUUGUGAGAAUCAAACAGGCUGAGGCUAAGAUGUUUCAACAACGUGCAGAAGAUGCUAGAAAGGAAUCUGAAGCUCUGAAGCGCAUUUCAGUGACCAAAAGCGAAAGAAUUGAAGAAGAAUACACAAGCCGGAUCACCAAACUUCGUUUGGCUGAAGCUGAGGAGAUGCGAAAGCAGAAGGUGGAAGAGCUCCAGGCUCUCGAAAGAGGCUAUCACGAAUACUUCAGUAUGAAAAUGAGGAUGGAAACAGAUAUCAAGGAUCUUCUUUUGAAGAUGGAAGCAACAAGAAGGAACCUCAGGACAUGAUUGACAAGGUUAGUGUUGGAUGAACUCAGAGUUUCAUUGGUAAUGUGGCAGGGAGUUUUCGUCUGGUGUUUUGUAUCGUGGGCGGAUUGACUAAUGUGUGUGUUGGUCGAUCUGUAGGUUUAUCAGUCUUGUUUAAUGCAGUGUAGUACUAACUGGAAUCUGUACAAAGGGUAGCUAAUCUCCCAGUAUAGGUUGGAAAUAUUCCUUGUUAUGAAACAGAAUAUGCUAUCAGACUUGGUAUUAUUUUUUCAAUCCACAAGUUCCCAAAUUCAUUAGUUGGA
Molecule: messenger RNA, 4429 nt
Organism: Salvia splendens (bonfire salvia)
Lineage: Eukaryota; Viridiplantae; Streptophyta; Magnoliopsida; Lamiales; Lamiaceae
Product: protein OBERON 4
Exons: 2
Coding region: 426-4148 (1240 amino acids)
Biological process (GO): maintenance of shoot apical meristem identity; root meristem specification; maintenance of root meristem identity
Cellular component (GO): nucleus
Source: RefSeq, a predicted model, not a curated record